Messenger RNA from Triticum urartu, 1025 nucleotides. The record is from RefSeq and is a predicted model, not a curated record. NCBI's taxonomy places the organism in Eukaryota, Viridiplantae, Streptophyta, Magnoliopsida, Poales, Poaceae.
AACAACAAACACCAGAGGCAGCCCAGAGCUAUACACAUCCACCUGACAUUGAAGCUUAUGUUCUGCCAAGGCUAGAGAUGAGGUUUGAAACUUUCGAAGAAACUAAGAACUUCUACAACGUAUAUGCGAAGCACACUGGUUUUGCUGUCAGGGAAGGCCCCAAGUUUAAGACCAGAGCCUACCUUUAUUGCACGUGCCAUGGAGUUUAUGAAUCAAAGGUGUCUGAAGCAAAUAGACAGCGGAACAAAACGACAGCCAGGACUAACUGCGGGGCUAAAAUGAGGCUGAAGAUUGAAAAGGAUGGAACACUUGUCGUAAAAGAGAUAGUCUGGGAACACAACCACAGGCUACAGCUCACUCCGCAAAUGCUUGUCUUCUUGCACUCCCACAAAAACUUUGACAAAACAAUCUUGGAGUACGUCAAGUACCUGCAGUUCAAAGGCAUUGAACACGCGCAAAUGAUGAGCAUUCUGGGCGGUGAUGACCCUGGUAGCUACUUCCUCGAAAUGAAUGCCAAAGACCUGAUUAACAUGAAAGCAAAGAAUUCAAGGAUUGAUGAUGUGGAUGAUGUCCUAAAGACUGUCAACUUCUUUAGGGAGAUGAAAGCUAUAAACAGGGAAUUCUUCUAUGACAUGCAACUCGAUGAGUCCGAUAGAGUUAAGAACAUAUUCUGGGCGAACGCAAGCUGCCGAGGUGCAUAUCAGGACUUCGGUGACUGCGUAACAUUUGACACCACGUACAAGACCAACAAGUACCAUAUGCCACUUGGGGUGUUUGUCGGUACUAAUAACCACUUACAGACUACAUUCUUUGGUUUCGCCUUGAUAAGAGAUGAGGAUGCAGAAUCAUUCAGAUGGCUGUUCAAGACGUUUUUAAGAUGUUUUCAUAAGCUAUGCCGCUGGCACAUUAUGAAGAAGUCCAGGGAACACCUCGCGUACCUAUAUUUCCUGCACGAGGACCUUAAGGAUGAAUUCACAUCAAUUCUCAACUGGCCCCUCAUGCCAACUGAGUUUGAGGAUGCCUAG